AUGGCCCUUUCAUUUCUAAAGGUGAUAUCACAGGAGUCCGUCCAAUUGAGAGAUGUGGCUGUGACCUUUUCUCCGGAGCAGUGGGCUUACCUGAGCUCUGAAGAGAGACAAUUGUAUACGGAUGUGAUGCUGGAUAACCUUGAUUACCUAGUGUCUUUGGGACACUGGACUUAUAAGGCAGAAGUGGUAUCCGCUUUGAGGCAAGGGAAGGACCUUUGGAUGGUGGAGAAAGAGGUGACAAGUGCUCCAUGCCCAGCAUGUCAGCCAGCAUUGGUGAAUUACGAUACCCUUAACGAAUCUGAGAGUAUCAUCAGACAAACCUCUCACCAUGCUAAAUAUAAGAAAAUUUGUAUUUUUGUCCAGCGUUAUGAAUGUGAGGACUGCAGCAUGGCUUUCAACCAUAUCUCCCAUCUCACUGGACAUCAGAGAAUUCACAAGGUAGAGAAAGCCCACAGACCGGGUCAAACCACAAAGGCCUUUAGGCAUGGCCCAUCAUUUACAACACUCCAAAGCAUUUAUAUUCUAGAUAAAUACUUGGAGUGUAACCAGUGUGGCAAAACCUUUACCAGUGCUUCGAAGUUUAUUCAACACCAGAACGUGCACAGCGGACUGAAGCCAUAUAGAUGUGGUGUGUGUCAGAAGGCCUUCAGAUUUCUCUCCUCCUUUCAGACCCACCAGAGAUUUCACACCGGAAAGAGACCGGCCCUGAUUCUCCAUCACAAGCCUCCCACUCAAAAGAAACUCUUCACCUGUAAGUCUUGUGGGAGGGCCUUUGACACUUUCUCAGAAAAGAUGCAACACCAAAAGAUUCAUGUUAGGAAGAAAUAUUACACAUGUAAUGACUGUAAAAAGGACUUCAGUCCAUACUCGAAAUUUAUCCUACAUCAAAGAGUUCAUACUGGAGAGAGACCGUAUACAUGUAAUGAAUGUGGAAAAUCCUACAAAAGCAUCUCAAAUCUUAAAAAACAUCAGAAAAUUCAUACUGGAGAGAGGCCCUUUUCAUGUAAUGAGUGUAAAAAGACCUUUACCCAGCACAUAGAUCUUCAACGUCAUCAACACGUCCAUACUGGAGAGAAACAUUACAUGUGCAGCAGUUGCAAAAAGACCUUUGUCCGUUUCUCAGAUCUAACUGAACAUCGAAGGACUCAUACCGGAGAGAGGCCAUACCAGUGUGAUGUUUGUAAAAAAACUUUUAAAUAUCACUCAAACCUUAGCAAACAUCAGAAAAUUCAUUCUGAAGAGAAGCCUUUCACGUGUGACGAAUGCCAAAAGACCUUUCGCUAUUGCUCAGACUUUCAACGACAUAAAAACAUUCACACCAAGGAGAAAGUCUAUCAGUGCGAUGAAUGUCAGAAGGUUUUUAACAAUAAUUCAAAUCUUAAUAAACACAAGAAAAUCCAUACCGGAGAGAAACCUUUUGUAUGUGAUCAAUGUGGAAAGGCUUUUAGCUUAAACUCAAAACUUACUCGACAUCAGAAAACUCAUGAUAAAAAGAAACCUUAA
Messenger RNA from Enhydra lutris kenyoni (northern sea otter), 1503 nucleotides. Its product is annotated as putative zinc finger protein 840. The record is from RefSeq and is a predicted model, not a curated record. The transcript is spliced from 4 exons. NCBI's taxonomy places the organism in Eukaryota, Metazoa, Chordata, Mammalia, Carnivora, Mustelidae. Gene Ontology annotation, biological process: regulation of transcription by RNA polymerase II. Bases 1 to 1503 code for a protein of 500 amino acids. Gene Ontology annotation, cellular component: nucleus. Gene Ontology annotation, molecular function: DNA-binding transcription factor activity, RNA polymerase II-specific; RNA polymerase II transcription regulatory region sequence-specific DNA binding.